AUGAGACAGGGAUAUAUGGAGGCAGGGAGGCAGGGAAACAGGGAGGCAGGUGGAGGAUUGUUUGCAAAGUUUCCUGACAUCUACGGAAGAAAGAAAAUGAUAGCGAUAACAUUAACUCUGCUGUUCCUCACUUCAAGUGCUUCAGCAUUUGCUCAAACUAAAGAGCAGUUCUUUAUACUGCGAUGUCUCAGUGGAGUCUGUAUGGGAAUUACUUAUCCGACCUGCAACAGUUUCACUGCAGAAAUAGUAAAGAGCACCCACAGAGAGGUGGGACCCAUGCUUUGUACCUUGUUCUUCAAUAUAAGUGUGUUCCUAGCUGCUGUUUUGGCCUACUUGUUUCUUAAUACAUUAGGAUGGAGGUGGUUUGUUUUCGUAAUGGCUGUGCCACUGCUAGUUUGUUUAGUUCUUCUGGUGUGUCUACUACCAGAAUCUCCACGGUAUCUAGCUGUGAGUGGUAGAAAGAAGGAGGCUAUGGAGGCCCUUCGGCGCAUGGCGAAGGUGAAUGGGGUGUCUCUUCCUGAGAACUUGAAGAUAGCUGUACGAUCAGACCGGGAACUUGGCUCAAUCUCUGACAUUUUAAAAUCAGAUUACAGGAAAGAAACCAUUCUCCUCUCCACCAUACACUUUGGGAAUCUUCUCAUACUGUUUGGGACGAUUGUAUUUGUUCCGUUGGCUCUCUAUUCUGGUUUCUGUGGAGGUGAGGGUGAUCCUCCUGUUCAUAAAUGCGUUGAAGUUCAGCAGAACUCUCUUCUUGAACUUUCCAUAGUUACCUUUGCUUGUGUUCUUUCCACUUUUGUUGGAUAUGGUACCAGCAUUAUAAUGGGCAGGUCAAUCUCACUCAAGAUAUUUGCAACUGUCAGCUUUAUCACAAGUAUAUUCCUCUUCAAGUGCUUCUCCAACUUUGUGACGGUGGGACUGUUCUUCGUUAUGAAGUUCAUGCAGGUUUCCCACAACAUGGUGACACUAAUCAUAAUACCUGAGCUGUACCCCACUACCUUCCGUAACACUGCCAUGGGUUUUAUCAACAGCUGGGGCAAGCUAGGAGGAGUGGUGGGAGCUGGGGCUGUUUACGCGCUCUAUUACUACAGCCCCAUGUUAGUGGUUGUUAUGUUCUCUGGUGCUGCGCUGAUGGUGACUGUUGCGUCGUGGAUCUGGAACAAGGAGACUAAGGUGUCUAAAGGUUACUCUCUAAAGAACAGCAAGGAUCCUAAAGUUAAGGAGGUCUACGAGCACAGGGCCAAGAAACAAGAAGGGAGCAGUUGGUGGGGUUACACCAACGAGCUGAUUGCUAGAGAAAGAGAUCUUUACUUCAGAGAGUUAGUAGGGGAAACAGUGCAAGGCAUGAUGGGCUUGGGAUCCAAGAGGAGUGUAUCCAGUGAAAAGGAAAAACUAAAAGAACUGGUAUCUCACAUCUCAGAGCAGGAUAUCCUGUUGACACUGGUAGACAAGGGAGUUCAAGGACAAUUCUUAACAUGGGAAAACACCAUGCAGCUACACUUAGGCUGGAACAACCUUAUUUACAACUACAAGAUGAGCCCUGCUCUUCUUAAGUUCCACACUUCCACUUCAAUGCAACCCAUGACGUUGCAAAUACUCCAGCAAACAUGA
Bolinopsis microptera is the source of this 1608-nucleotide messenger RNA. RefSeq lists its product as uncharacterized. The record is from RefSeq and is a predicted model, not a curated record. The transcript is spliced from 3 exons. NCBI's taxonomy places the organism in Eukaryota, Metazoa, Ctenophora, Tentaculata, Lobata, Bolinopsidae. Gene Ontology annotation, biological process: transmembrane transport. Gene Ontology annotation, cellular component: membrane. Bases 1 to 1608 code for a protein of 535 amino acids. Gene Ontology annotation, molecular function: transmembrane transporter activity.